Spinacia oleracea (spinach) is the source of this 2009-nucleotide messenger RNA. Its product is annotated as WRKY transcription factor 72A-like. The record is from RefSeq and is a predicted model, not a curated record. Gene Ontology annotation, biological process: regulation of DNA-templated transcription. NCBI's taxonomy places the organism in Eukaryota, Viridiplantae, Streptophyta, Magnoliopsida, Caryophyllales, Amaranthaceae. The coding region runs from base 1 to 1662 and encodes 553 amino acids. The transcript has 5 exons. Gene Ontology annotation, molecular function: sequence-specific DNA binding; DNA-binding transcription factor activity.
AUGAAGCUAAUUAUCCAAGACAACGUACUUCAACCAUUCCUAAAAUCAAGUUGCUUUCUACCUACUAGUAAAAGAUCAAAAAUGGAGGCCGAGCUUAGUGGUUCUUCCAUUUGCAACAAUGAUCAAGAUCAGCUUUUGAAAUCAGCCAAAGCAAAGAUGGGAGAAGUAAAAGAAGAAAACCAAAAGUUAAAGAGAUUAUUAUCACAAAUCCUAAAGGAAUAUCAGUCUCUAGAGAAGCAAAUUACGUCCAUGGGUCAACCUAAACAAUCAACAACAGAAACAAAUUCGUCGAGCAACAACGAGGACGAUUACGGCGUAAAAGACCAAGAUCAACCUGAGAUGGUUUCUCUAACUCUUGGUAGUUGGAAUAACCCUUGUAAUAAGAAACAAAAUUAUGACAAGAAACAAGAAAGUGAUGAUAGUUUGAAUAAAACAAGAAAAGUUGAAACUGGUGGGUUAGAGCUAGGUCUAGAUUAUCGUAACCCUAGGGUUAGUACGACUGAUUCGAUCAAGUAUUCAAGCUUGGAGAAUUCAAACAAAGUGUUAAAGGAAGAUGAAAACGUCGAUACAUGGACUUCUACUCAAGAUCUUAAGGUGAAAGAGAACACGAAUUCUCGAGAAGUGGAUGAUCAAGAGAUUUUGCAUCAACCACAAGUGAAGAAGACUAGGGUUUGCAUUCGAUCUAGAUGUGACUCUCCUACGAUUCAUGAUGGAUGCCACUGGAGGAAGUAUGGGCAGAAAAUCGCGAAAGGAAAUCCUUGUCCUAGAGCUUACUAUCGAUGCACGGUGUCUCCGAAUUGCCCUGUCCGAAAACAGGUACAAAGAUGUCCUCAUGACAUGUCCAUCUUGAUCACAACCUAUGAAGGAACUCACAACCACCCACUCCCUCUCUCCGCCACCGCCAUGGCUUCAGCCACCUCGGCCGCAGCCUCCAUGAUCAAGUCCAGUACCUUAACCUCCCAAACUCCAACCCUAACAAGGCCCGGACUAACCACUUCAUCUCUUGGACUCCAUUCCUCAAAUUUCAUGACAACCUUCAACAACAACCCAUCAUUAAUCUCAGCUUCUUGUCACAACUCACACCCUACCGUUACCUUAGACCUCACGGUCCCGAAUUCCGGGUUCUCCUCCUUCGACUGGUUAUCCUCAUCAUCAUCAUACUCUUCUGCUACUUCAUCAAGAAAUUCAAGUUUUCUAAACUUUUCUUCAUCAGCCGCUUCUUCAUCAUUACCUUCUCUAGACUUCUCUACUAGUUCAUUACCAACUAGUAGUAGUUGGGCUAGUGGGUAUUUGUUACCCUACACUAAUCAUCAUAAUAAUAACACAAGGACUAAUAAUAUUUACCAAAACCCUAGCAAUAAUAACAAUAAUGUUCAACAACAACAACAACAACAGUCGUUGAAUGAAACAAUAGCUGCCGUGGCGACUAAGGCAAUUGCAUCAAACCCUAAUUUUCAGUCAGUGUUGGCAGCUGCAAUAUCGUCAUAUGUUGGAAAUAAGGCUAACAAUGACCAGAAAAUGACGUCAUUCCCUUCGAGUGGUGCACUGCAAUCAGCAGAAAGUAGUCGGAGCUUGGCGUUGUUCCCUACUUCAUUACCGGCCUUAUCGACGUCGAAGAACAAUGCUUCUGUAGCUGCUGAUGCAAGGGAUAAUGUUGGGUAAAGGAUACAUGGAUUCAAGUUCUUUCUAUGCUUAAUUGGUGUGCAUUUUGACAUUUAGUUUUUUUUUCCCCUUUUUUUGUCUAGACAUUUUUUUUUUCAUGCAAAAUUUCCAAGUACAUAUACAUACUUUAUUUUUUAAAAACAAUUACUACAGAAUACUAUGUGUCACUUUAGAUAGAUUUUUGUUACUAAUUUGAAAUUAAAACUAGCUCUAGCUACAAUGUAUAUAUACACCACUUAUAUAAGUUUUUGAGUGGUAUAUUUGUGAGUUGUGACUUUGUGAGUGAAGCAUGCCGCUGAGGGAAAUAGGCCAAGUAUAUGAUAUUGGGACAUUGAUUGAUUUUUUCU